Messenger RNA from Nicotiana attenuata, 624 nucleotides. RefSeq lists its product as uncharacterized. The record is from RefSeq and is a predicted model, not a curated record. NCBI's taxonomy places the organism in Eukaryota, Viridiplantae, Streptophyta, Magnoliopsida, Solanales, Solanaceae. The transcript has a single exon. The coding region runs from base 1 to 624 and encodes 207 amino acids.
AUGCGUACUCCACUUGCUCAGAAGCAUGGUCUACAAGAAGCAGCCCGCAAAGCAGUUGAUCCCUCAGCCUACAGAAGCAUUGUAGGAAGCUUGCAGUACCUCACAUUCACAAGACCUGACAUUACUCAUGCUGUUAAUCUUGCAAGUCAAUUCAUGCAGAAUCCAAACAGCAUGCAUCUACAAGCAGUAAAGAGAAUAUUAAGGUAUGUCAAAGGAACCAUCGAUCAUGGACUAAAAGUCAUAUCACAGUCUUCCUUCAGGUUGUAUGCGUUCUCAGAUGCAGACUGGGCAGGAUGUACCAUUACAAGGAGGUCUACUACUGGAUACAGUAUACAUCUUGGUGCAAAUUGUGUCUCCUGGUCAUUAAGGAAGCAAAAUACUGUUGCAAGGUCAAGUGCUGAAGCUGAGUAUAGAGCACUAGCAGCAACUGCAGCUGAACUUACCUGGAUAAGUUAUAUUCUACAAGACAUUGGAAUGUAUAUCAAGACUGCUCCUGUCUUAUUCUGUGACAACUUGAGUGCUCUAUACAUGACUACAAAUCCAGUAAUGCAUGCUAGAACUAAGCAUGUAGAACUAGAUUACCACUUUGUCAGAGAGAAGGUAGCUCAAGGUCUCAGUUUGUAG